Molecule: messenger RNA, 1950 nt
Organism: Brugia pahangi
Lineage: Eukaryota; Metazoa; Nematoda; Chromadorea; Rhabditida; Onchocercidae
Source: the annotation of a GenBank genome assembly
AUGGACGUUGGUGAAGCGGUGGAAACAUUCAGCGUUCAUCCUCGAAUAGUAUUUUUACAUUGCAUGGAAGUUGUCUUACGACUACCUGGCAUUUUUCUAUUUGAGCUUUGGUGGCGUAGUCGAGAUAUGCACUUUAGUACUGAUUUAUUCAAGCAGUCAGUUUCAUCAUAUUUGGAAGUGGAUCAAAUUAUUGAAUUUAUUCAAAUGAAGAAUUUUGAUCGAACUGGGGCACAGAUACUGAGCUAUACAGUUGUGCUUAUAUCAUUUAUGUUUUUUCUUCUUCCUCUCUACAAACUUGUCCAAGUUUAUUUCCACAUACUUUCAUUACUGCUAUUUUCUGUGGCACAUUAUCUCUCAUCUCGAUAUGUUCAACUGGAGCAGAAUGGUGAUCCUGAUUUGAAGUUAGAUGAUUUCACGAAAUUAGAACGGCACGGAUUUCAUAUUUUGUUGGUGCUCUGUGUAAUUCAAAGUUGUCUUCUAAGAUUGGAAAAUGAUAUUGCACGAGUUACGCUUGCAGUUUUUUUGAUACCAAUAAUUGCUCGAAUGUGUUCAGUGCCUAUUGAUCGCUUAAUCAUUGCUCAUAAUGUGGCUUGUUCUCUGGCAGUAUUGGUAAUUUGCAUAUAUGUUUUAAACAAAGCUCCAGUUCUGCUACUGUCUAUGCGUCAUUUAGUGCGAUACCUUAAAGCUUUCAUAAUUCUGCAGGGUAUUGGAGGAGGUGCUGCUAUUUUGUGGUAUCGUUUACGGCUCGCAGAAAUAUUAAUCUCAGCAUGGUUAAUAAUGUUUUUUGUUCGAGUAUAUAUACAUUUAGCUGGAAAAGGAGGAGAUUUUGGUGAAAUUGGUGCAAUAUUCCUAGCAUCAGUGGCAGAAAGCACAAACACUCCGUUGUCAUUGUUAGCACUGGCACUGACUGUGAGCUGUUUUUGUAAGCAAAUUUUGACUGUUGCGGAGUGUAUUGUUGGCGGACAACGAGUUCAUAGACAUGUUCUGGCCAACGGCGGCUAUACUGGAGCACUAAUACUUACACUGCUUUGUGCACAAACAGGCGUUCUCGGAAUGCGAACUGAGCAGAAAGCCUUCCUACUUGGGCUAGUUCUUUUCAUUGUUGUAUCUGCCUUAUUGCAAUCGUUAUACGAAAUUCUUGAACCACAAUUACUUGCGUUAGCUGCAAAUAGAUCGACGAACCGAGGUCAACAUAUGCGAUCUGUUUUUCUGGCUAUCAUUGUACUUGUGGCAUCCCUUUGUGCUUCCAUUGCUGUUACUCGAUUUCUACCCAUUGACUUGUGGUGUCUAAUAAUAGGUUCAAAUUGUUUGCUGACGGCACUACAUACGUUAUCAGCUCUCAUUGUAUAUGCCAUAUAUAGAUUGGAGACAGAGUCUAUGGUUGCAUGGGGACAAGCUGACUACGUCGUAUUCCUAUGCAAAACGAUUACUUGUGGUGUUGAAGUAUUACUUGCACUGAAUGUUGUUUGCUUCGGUCAUUGGACAUUAACAAGCCUGGCAGUUCUGGUGUUCUACAUGUAUUUUAGUGUUUGGAGGCGACUACAGUCUGGAAUUGUUAGGGUGCAAUCACGACGUGCAGCAUAUUCGAGCUUAUCACGACUGCCCCGUGUAUCCAAAGAAGCAAUGCAACAACGACGCGAUGCAUGUGCUAUAUGUUUGUCUGAUAUACUGGAAGAUGCACGCAUAACACCUUGCAAUCAUUUUUUCCAUAGUGAAUGCUUAAAAAAAUGGCUGUAUGUUAAACAGGUGUGCCCUUUGUGUUAUUCAGACCUCUGUAAAUGUAAGAUUCCUGAAGCGCUUGAACAGCUGUUUUUGGAAGAACGUCACAAUUUCAAUGCACCAGAAGAAAUAGAAGAUGGUAAUAGCGAGUCAUUUGGUACUGAAAAUCCUUCUGAAGAUGAGUAUUUUCCUUGGGAUGUUUUGAGUGGUUCUGUAUAUACUAUUAAUUAA